Molecule: messenger RNA, 1026 nt
Organism: Penicillium concentricum
Lineage: Eukaryota; Fungi; Ascomycota; Eurotiomycetes; Eurotiales; Aspergillaceae
Product: Polyketide synthase enoylreductase
Exons: 7
Coding region: 1-1026 (341 amino acids)
Molecular function (GO): oxidoreductase activity
Source: RefSeq, a predicted model, not a curated record
AUGGCAUCCUCUAUUCCCAGCACCUACAAGCAGGCCGUCUUCAAGGAACAAGGCGCCAGUCUGAUCCUGGAAGAGGUCGAGUUGACCUUGCCAAAACGCGAUGAGAUUCUGGUGAAAGUCGAAGCCUGCGGCGUGUGUCAUUCGGACCACUUUGCGCAGACGAAUCUUAUGGGAGGAGGAUUUCCCCUCGUUCCCGGCCAUGAGAUCAUCGGACGCGUCGCCGCCGUUGGAGAGGGCGAGACCCUUUGGAAGGAAGGAGAUCGGAUUGGGGGUGCAUGGCAUGGCGGACACGAUGGUACCUGCGUGGCAUGCAAAAAGGGCUACUUCCAGAUGUGCGAUAAUGGAGUAGUCAACGGCAUCUCCCGAAAUGGCGGCUAUGCCGAAUAUUGCAUCAUCCGUCGCGAAGCCGCCGUGCACAUUCCCGACCAUGUCAACGCCGCCCAGUACGCGCCCAUGCUAUGCGCCGGCGUCAGCGUAUUCAACUCGAUGCGUCACAUGAACAUCCCACCGGGUGAAGUGGUUGCUAUUCAGGGUCUGGGCGGCCUCGGCCAUCUGGCGCUCCAGUAUGCGAACAAGUUUGGCUACCGCGUCGUGGCACUCUCACGGGACUCCCAAAAGGAGGAAUUUGCCCGGAAGUUGGGAGCACAUGAGUACAUUGACACGAGUAAAGAGGAUCCCGUAGCUGCAUUGCAGAAGCUGGGCGGUGCUUCUCUGAUCGUGUCUACGGCGCCUGUGCCGGAGAUCAUUAACCCGCUGAUUCAGGGCCUCGGUGUGAUGGGGAAGUUGUUGAUUCUGUCCAUUGUUGGUGGUAUUGAGGUGCAUACUGGCCUGUUGGUCGGAAAGGGUAAAUCAAUCUGGAGCUGGCCCAGCGGUCAUGCCACUGAUUCCGAGGACGCCAUCGCAUUUGCGGACUUGCAUGGCAUCGAUUGUCUGAUAGAGGAGUUCCCCUUGGAACAAUGCAACGAAGCAUUCGCGGCUAUGAUGGAGGGAAGUGUACGAUUCCGUGCUGUCAUCACCAUGCAAUAA